AUGGGUAUCCAAGAAUUGGACCCGUUAGCCCAGUUGAGCUUACCACCGGGCUUCCGGUUUUACCCGACGGACGAAGAGCUGAUGGUAGAGUAUCUCUGUAGAAAAGCCGCCGGUCACGACUUCUCUCUUCAGCUCAUCGCCGAGAUCGAUCUCUACAAAUUCGACCCAUGGGUUUUACCAAGUAAGGCGUUAUUCGGGGAAAAAGAGUGGUAUUUUUUCAGCCCAAGGGAUAGGAAGUAUCCGAACGGGUCAAGACCCAAUCGAGUCGCCGGGUCGGGUUAUUGGAAAGCCACCGGUACCGAUAAGGUUAUCUCAACGGAGGGAAGAAGAGUUGGUAUCAAGAAAGCUUUGGUGUUUUACGUUGGCAAAGCACCAAAAGGCACCAAAACUAAUUGGAUCAUGCAUGAGUAUCGUCUCAUCGAACCCUCUCGUAGAAAUGGAAGCACCAAGCUUGAUGAUUGGGUUUUAUGCCGAAUAUACAAGAAGCAAUCAAGCGCACAAAAGCAGGUUUAUAAUAGUCUGAUGACGAGUGCUCGAGAAUACAGCAACAAUGGUUCGUCCACGUCAUCUUCGUCUCAUCAAUACGACGACGUUCUCGAGUCGUUGCAUGAGAUAGACAAUAGAAGUUUGGGAUAUGCAGCCGGUUCAUCAAACGCACUGCCUCAUCAUAGUCAUAGACCGGUCUUAACCGAACAGAAAACCGGGUUUCACGGUUUAGCCAGGGAGCCAAGCUUUGUUGACUGGCCGAAUUUUGGUGGACAUCAUCACUCGCUCCCAGAACUCGGACUAAGCCAAAACGCUCCGAGUCUCCGUUACGGCGACGGUGGUGGUUAUUUUCACGGCGUGAAGACUAACGAGGAAGACGAUAGGACGCAGCAACAGGCUCAUCAGGGUUUUAGUGUUGACCCGGUUAACGAAUUUGGGUACUCGGGUCAACAACCUAGUGGUUUCGGGUUUAUGUGA
This is a messenger RNA of Microthlaspi erraticum, 963 nucleotides long. The record is from the annotation of a GenBank genome assembly. NCBI's taxonomy places the organism in Eukaryota, Viridiplantae, Streptophyta, Magnoliopsida, Brassicales, Brassicaceae.